Messenger RNA from Vicia faba (fava bean), 654 nucleotides. Lineage: Eukaryota; Viridiplantae; Streptophyta; Magnoliopsida; Fabales; Fabaceae. The record is from the annotation of a GenBank genome assembly.
AUGGAUAGCUUCAGGGUUUUUGGAUAUGAGCCACAUUCAGUUUUUCCAUUCGGCAUCUUUGCACUUCAUGACAACGUAGGCUUCAUGUCUGUUUCAAAAAUAAGAUUUCUUGUUACCAGCACAUCUUUUUAUGUACCAUUUUUGAGACAAGUAUGGACAUGGUUGGGUUUUACAUCAGUGGCGAAGAAAAACUUAAUUUCCUUGUUGGAAUCUGGCCAUAGUUGCAUUCUAGUACCCGGUGGAAAUCGAGAAACUCUUUUUAUGGAGCAUGAUUCUGAGAAUGUAUUUCUUAAAGAAAGAAGAGGAUUUGUUCGAAUAGCAAUGGAGAUGGGUCACCCUCUUGUUCCAGUUUUCUGCUUUGGUCAGACAAAUACCUAUAAGUGGUGGAAAGUUCCUGGUAUCUUAGUUCAGAAUUUUACAAGGUUUAUCAAGAUUAAUCCAAUAAUAUUUUGGGGAAUACUAGGAUCUCCUAUACCAUUCAAGAAUCCAUUGUAUGUGGUGGUUGGUAGACCUAUUCAUGUUAAGAAGAUUCCAAAACCAACGACAGAACAGGUUACCAAAGUACAUAGUGAAUUUGUUGAAGCACUUCGAGAUCUUUUUCAAAAACACAAGGCUAAAGCUGGAUGUACAAACCUUGAGUUGAAAAUUGUUUGA